GACCUGCUAUUUACCGCAUGUCUAUUCCACGAUAUGGGCACUACGCAAGAAUGCAAUGGGCCACAGCGCUUCGAGGUCGAAGGAGCCGAUGCAGCAGUCAAGCAUCUCUCCAGCGUUGGCGUCAGCGAAGCGGAUGCGCAUGGCGUUUGGACGGCCAUUGCAUGCCACACAUCUCCCGGCAUCGCGGAACGCAUAGGCGAACUCUCCAGACUCGUGCGAAUUGCUGUAAUCACGGACUUUGGAAGAAAGAGCGCGGAAUGGGAGGUGCUCCAGCCAAUGAGGGAGAAGUUAGAGGCGCAGCACGGGCGGGCAGAGAUCGAAAAGGUGCUUGGCGACGCAGUUGUCGAACAGGCAAAGCGAAAUCCCGAGAAGGCGCCCAAGGUCUCGUGGCCUCAUGCCAUGUACACGGCGUGGCUUGCGGAGCCGGAAUGGAAUGGUGUAAACAAGUCG
Messenger RNA from Exserohilum turcica Et28A, 450 nucleotides. RefSeq lists its product as uncharacterized. The annotation marks the transcript as partial. NCBI's taxonomy places the organism in Eukaryota, Fungi, Ascomycota, Dothideomycetes, Pleosporales, Pleosporaceae. The transcript has a single exon. The record is from RefSeq and is a predicted model, not a curated record.